Messenger RNA from Anguilla anguilla (European eel), 3010 nucleotides. RefSeq names its product probable pleckstrin homology domain-containing family N member 1. The coding region runs from base 220 to 2244 and encodes 674 amino acids. Gene Ontology annotation, biological process: 3'-UTR-mediated mRNA destabilization; response to hypoxia; positive regulation of apoptotic process. The record is from RefSeq and is a predicted model, not a curated record. Lineage: Eukaryota; Metazoa; Chordata; Actinopteri; Anguilliformes; Anguillidae. Gene Ontology annotation, molecular function: cardiolipin binding; phosphatidylinositol phosphate binding; phosphatidic acid binding. Gene Ontology annotation, cellular component: mitochondrial membrane; cytoskeleton. The transcript is spliced from 16 exons.
AGCAGUGUACACGCCCUCACAUCGCCGUGUCACGCGCUGCCAGCUAUACAAACUCUCUCACCGUUCAGUCCUGCCAGAAUCUACUUCAGCCUGUCUGUGAACGCACCGUUGCCUGGAUUACAGUGAAUAAAGAAAAGAAGAAGAAAAAAAAAAACAAUCGCACGGAGGAUACAGUUUAUUCCGAAUCAGAAGAGACGCGUACACGGACAUCGGGACAUCAUGGGGAACACCGCGUCAUGUGUCCCUCAACACAGUUUCAGGAGAAGUUUUAAACGAAGGAGCAGUCGGAAAUUUUGGACGAAGGACUCAGAUGAAGGACCGGAGAAGUCUAACAGCAUCAUCAACAUCAUGUCCACCGUUACGCCCGAGACGGAGAUGUCAAAGAAGGACAUUGAGACGAUACAGAACAUCAAAUGGGACCCUCCGCCGUUCGCCUACGACGCCUCUGGCGGGUGGAAGAAGAGCAGCAUCAACGUGAAGAACUACGGGAGGCUGAUCCACAGCUCCAAAGUGCGCUUCCGGUUUCUCCACUGCCAGGACAUCCACGACUGCUACCUGGACCUCUUCCAGACACACCUACAUUUCGUCUCCAACAACACCACCGGGCUCACCUACCAGGGAACUCUUCCGCUGAAGGAACUCACUAUCUGCCAACUGCAGAACGGCAGCAACGAGCCAAACCCGUUUGCAUUCCAGAUAAAUGGCAUCGGCUUGAACCCCAUCGUGGUGUUCUGCUCCACCCAAGGGGCGCUGGACACCUGGAUGGCCCACCUGAGAGAGCACGUGGAAGGCAGCGGGGGAACCGUGGCCACCUCCGAAGCCAAGACCUACGCCAGGGUCAAGAGCGUUCGGGACAGGAUCGCGGGCCGGGAGCAGCUGAGGAAUUCGGUGAGGAACGAGCCCAUUUACGACUGGGAGGGCUCCCAGCGGGAGUCCCUGGGCCCCAUCGUCUACGUCACCAAAGUGCAGCUGCAGCACGUGCCCUGUCAGGAGCAGUAUGACCGACUGCUGGUGAUGUAUCCCGCCACCCUCAUCAUUCUGUCUGAGGAGCGAAACGGCCUCUUCUACAAGGGGAAGCUGCCUCUCAACAUGAUCACAGUCACCACACCGUGCCAAGAUGUGAGGCCAAACACGUUUAUGAUUGAAGGGAAGCUGAUUAACCCCAUCAUCGUGUCCUGUCUGGACAAGAAAGAGUUCCAUGACUGGAUUCACCAUUUCAAAGCCUCGUACGUCCCCGUGCACAUCCCCCCACCGCCGGUCUAUGACAUCAUCGACAAUCCAACCAAGAGAAUGGCCUCGGGGCAGUUCGACAGGUGCAGCGGGACCAGCGCCCAGGCCCUGGCGGAGGCGCACAGGCUCUCCCAGACGGGGCGGGGCUCCUUGGAGCUGAAAUUCCAGAACCAUUUGGAGAGCCCCUUGUCUGCCGGGUACAUGGAGCCCCUGUGUUACCUUCCCAGCAGGCCCGGCUCCACGGACACCCAGACGUCGGCGCGGCACGGCGUCAGGAGCAACAGCUUCUCCCACCGCGUGAGGCCCGCCCCGGACUACCACGCCCCGUUCCAGCGCUUCUCCUACGCCGUCACCCCCACCGAGGUCCCCGCCUCCCCCGUCUACAACAUGCCCUACCCGGUCGCGCACGCGGACAGAUACUUCCUGGUGAAGUCCAACAGCUGGAGCACGCCCCAGUCGGGGGGGAGGUACCACCUCUCCGGCCCCCAGCGGUACUCCGACAUGUGCGCCCCGCGGCGCCCGCUGUCCCCCCUCUACGACGACCCCAGCACCCCGGGCCGCUACCUGCAGGAGGACAACUACGUCAGGCCGGCGAUGUCGAUGCAGGAUCCGAGUGGCCAGGUACUGCCCCCCACCUUCAGACUGCGCACCCCCCCUCUGGGCAGGAGGAGACAGAACCUUCCGGAAUCGGAGCGGGACGUGGACAGCUCCGAGUGGACGUCGGAGCAGAGAGCCAAGGCCGUUUCCAGGCUGAAGCUGCUGUCUCCGCCCUCGACGCUCUCGCCCACCGGCGCCAGACCGGCGAUCUACUCAUCGCAGAGCCAUCAGGUGGCGUACAAUUACGCGCAAGAAGACAACGCUUUUUUGGAGGCCGCAGAACCGGACGACCAGGAAAUGGACUACGACAACGUUUGGGACUUUGACAGGGAAAAGGGGAUAAUUCGGUCCCAGUGGGGCGCGGGAGGCAUGGGCAUGAACGGCAUGCAAUCGGUGACUACACAGGCGAGGUGGUGAUAAAAUACGAUAAAAUAUGAUAUAAACAACCCCCCCCCCCCUUGUACCUGACCGGAGGUGCACAAGUAGAGGCGUCGUUACUACGCACUGGGGUCUGGAGCUCUUUCACUCUUGCCCUGUGCUUCUUCUUCUGCCACCAACAAUAAAUAAAACCCCAUUCAGAAUAAACCAUAGGGGAAAAGUGCCAAGAAAAUUGUUAAAUACGCAUAUCGUAACAGGGCAUUUAUCCUGUCACUCAUUUCUGUACAGUUUAAUCAGUAUUGCACUAGGAGGGCCCUGUUUAUUACAGUAGGGUGUCACUGCUGCACUGGAGUGACCUGGUGGAACCGUACGUUACUCUACCUGAAAUUUGGGAGCGUUAUUUAUUUAAUUAUUAUUUUUUUAAAAGAUUAGUACGAUUUUAUUAGUACGAUAUCUCUGAACUGCACUGCGUAUCUGAGUGUCUGUAAAAAAAAAAAAGCAUUGAAUUGUAAAGACUUUCUAACAGCGAUUCAGGGAUUUAGGGACUGAUGUUUUAAGGGUUUUGUAAGACUUCAUCCCCACUGCCAUUUACAUGUAGCAUAGCGCCAUGUUGUAUAAUAUGUACAUAAUGUGUAAAUUCUUGAAAGUGCUCGAAGAUGUUCUAUUGUAUUAUUGAUAUUUGAGUCUAACCUAUAAUUUUGUACUAUUUAAUACUGCUUCAGAAGAGCUAUGUUUGAAUGUUUACAUAAUGUUAUAAUAUGGUGAAGUACAAAGCAAUUAAAACAAAAUAAGUUUGAUUUUUGUA